GAUGAGGUGUGAAUCGUGAAAUCUUCGUCUCGCAAAAAUGGUUUUAUUUUUAUUAUAAAAUCAUCAGUAAGCUCGAUUGUAUAAAGUUUUGUCAUGUUACUUAUGCGCCAUUAUUCAGCGGUCAUAAACGUUUAAUAAUACAACAGCGUAGUGCCUGUAGAAAUAGCCAUAAAUGUUUAUAAAACCACUCAGUUGAAGUCGAUUCCAAGAGGAACGAAUGGAGUAAUUUCCAUAUAAAAUAAUGAUGCAAACCAAUCUCAAAACUAAAGAAAUGUUUAUAGUUCGAGCACUAGAGAAGAUAUUGGCGGAUAAGGACAUAAAAAGGUCCUAUCACAGUCAGUUGAAAAAGUCUUGCGAAGUAGCUCUAGAGGAAAUUAAAACUGAAUUGAAAAAUGGAGGUCAACCAGAACCAUCUGAGAAUCCAUCAUUGGGCACCCUACCACUGCCCAAAACUGAUGCAUCAAAUGUUAUCACUGCUGAAAAAUAUUUCCUGCCAUUUGAACUGGCAUGCCAAAGCAAAGCAUCCAGGAUAGUUGUGACAGCUUUAGAUUGUCUGCAAAAACUUAUUGCAUAUGGUCACCUAACAGGCAAUAUUCCUGAUUCAACAACUCCAAGAAAACUUUUAAUUGACCGUAUUGUUGAAACCAUCUGUAGCUGCUUCACUGGCCCACAGACUGAUGAAGGAGUCCAACUACAAAUAAUAAAAGCUCUCCUCACGGUAAUAACGAGCCAACAUGUUGAGGUGCAUGAAGGGACUGUGCUGCUUGCUGUUAGAACUUGUUACAAUAUAUAUUUAGCCAGCAAAAAUCUUAUAAACCAAACAACAGCUAGGGCCACUCUAACACAAAUGCUUAAUGUAAUUUUUACAAAAAUGGAAAAUCAAGCUUUGGAAUCUGAUUCUGAUUCUAAUAUUACAGAAGUUCAACAUAAAAUACCCAAUGGUAGUGUUGUAAAUGAUGAAUGCAAUCCUAUCUCUAAUAAUCAUAUAAAUGAUGAGGACAAAGAUAUUACACCACAGCAAGAACAAAUUGAUGAAAUUUUGGAAGCUAAAAUUAUUGCUAAGCAAAUAGUGGAUUCAGUUAUAGACAAUGCAAUAACUAUCGCUUCCAAGAAAACCGCAGAUAAUGUUAGUGAAAAUAGUCCUGAAAAUAAUGAGAAUCCAUCAGAUUCACAAGAUAGUGGAAGUGUAUCCCAAGAAAGCAAUGGCCAAGCUGGUGCGGAAUCUUCCAUGACGCGAAUACCUUCUCAAGAAAGUGUAGACGUUGCAUCAGAGAAUGAUAAUUCAGUAACAGCAAAAUUUACCCACAUUCUGCAAAAGGAUGCAUUCCUUGUGUUUAGAGCACUCUGCAAGUUAUCCAUGAAACCUCUGCCUGAAGGCACACCUGAUCCUAAGUCACAUGAAUUGAGAUCUAAAAUUCUGUCAUUGCAUUUACUCCUAUCAAUUCUGCAAAAUGCAGGUCCUGUAUUUAGAAACAAUGAGAUGUUCAUAACUGCUAUUAAACAGUAUCUUUGUGUUGCAUUAUCAAAAAAUGGUGUGAGCUCAGUGCCUGAAGUGUUUGAGCUUUCUCUGGCAAUAUUUCUAGCUCUGCUUCAAAACUUUAAAGUUCACCUGAAAAAGCAGAUUGAAGUGUUUUUCAAAGAAAUUUUUAUGAACAUUUUGGAAACAUCAAGUUCCACAUUUGAACAUAAAUGGAUGGUUAUACAAGCUCUCACAAGAAUUUGUGGUGAUGCUCAAAGUGUUGUUGACAUAUAUGUUAACUAUGAUUGUGACUUAUCAGCUGCGAAUCUAUUUCAAAGAUUGGUGAACGAUGUCUCUAAGAUUGCACAAGGAAGACAAGCAUUAGAAUUGGGAGCUACACCUAAUCAAGAAAAAUCCAUGAGAAUUAGAGGACUAGAAUGUUUGGUUUCAAUAUUAAAAUGCAUGGUUGAAUGGAGCAAGGAACUUUACAUCAAUCCAAACUUACAAACUACUUUAGGUGAGAGAACUACUAAAGAAGACCCAGAUCACCACAGUAUUAAGUCUCACGGAGGAUCUAGCCUGAGUCUGGUUUCCACUGGUUCUAGUAAUAUUGGUAAUAGAGAAACAUUAGAUUCUCCUGAACAGUUUGAGGUACUAAAACAGCAAAAAGAAGUGUGGGAAACUGGCAUUGAUUUAUUCAAUAGAAAACCUAAAAAAGGAGUAGCUUUCUUGCAGGAGCAAAGUCUAUUAGGAACAUCCACAAAGGAAAUUGCAGAAUGGUUGCUAACUGAUGAAAGACUUGAUAAAACAUUCGUCGGUGAAUAUUUAGGAGAAAAUGACGAUCAUUCAAAAGAAGUUAUGUAUGCAUAUGUUGAUUCAAUGAAUUUCGCAAGUAUGGAUAUUGUGGCCGCUCUACGAUAUUUCUUAGAAGGAUUCAGGUUGCCUGGUGAAGCACAGAAAAUUGACAGACUAAUGGAAAAAUUUGCUUCACGUUAUUGUGAAUGCAAUCCUAAUAACACUUUAUUCAGUAGUGCUGACACAGUUUAUGUGCUAGCAUUUUCUAUUAUAAUGUUAACUACAGAUUUACAUUCCCCACAAGUAAAGAAUAAAAUGACAAAAGAACAGUAUAUUAAAUUGAACAGUGGUAUAAGUGACAAUAACGAUCUGCCGCGUGAGUAUUUGUCUCAAAUCUAUGAUGAAAUUGCUGGGCAUGAAAUUAAAAUGAAAAAUACUUCUAAACCUGGUAAACACAUGAUUGCUAAUGAAAAGAAACGUAAACUUAUAUGGAAUAUGGAAAUGGAACAAAUAUCUACUGCUGCAAAGAAUUUAAUGGAGUCUGUAUCUCAUGUUCAGACACCAUUUACUACUGCUAAACAUGUGGAACAUGUAAGACCCAUGUUUAAAAUGGCAUGGACACCUUUCCUUGCUGCAUUUUCAGUAGGUUUACAAGAUUGUGACGAUCCCGAAAUAGCUUCAUUGUGCUUGGAUGGAAUAAGAUGUGCUAUACGUAUUGCAUGUAUAUUCCACAUGUCGUUAGAAAGAGAUGCAUAUGUACAAGCACUUGCACGAUUUACUCUCCUUACAGCUAACUCUCCAAUCACAGAAAUGAAAGCUAAGAAUAUUGACACAAUAAAGACAUUAAUAACAGUCGCACAUACAGAUGGCAACUACUUAGGAUCGAGUUGGUUAGAUGUUGUUAAAUGCAUUUCUCAAUUGGAAUUAGCUCAACUCAUUGGAACUGGCGUACGACCACAAUUUUUGUCUGGAUCUGGUAUAAAACCACAACCAGAUUCACUAAAAUUCAGCUUAAUGACUUUAGAUCCUAGUGUAAAAGAGCACAUAGGAGAAACAAGUUCCCAAAGUGUUGUAGUUGCUGUUGACAGAAUCUUUACUGGCUCUACGAGACUUGAUGGUGAUGCAAUUGUUGAUUUUGUCAGAGCUUUAUGCCAAGUUUCACUUGACGAACUAAGCCAUCCGUCAAAUCCACGAAUGUUCUCACUUCAGAAAAUCGUAGAAAUAUCUUAUUACAACAUGGGACGAAUUAGGUUACAAUGGUCUCGAAUUUGGCAAGUGUUAGGUGACCAUUUCAAUAAAGUAGGUUGCAGUGGAAAUGAAGACAUUUCAUUCUUUGCAGUAGACUCCUUGAGGCAACUAUCAAUGAAAUUUAUAGAAAAAGGCGAGUUUGCUAACUUUAAAUUCCAAAAAGACUUCUUAAGGCCGUUUGAACAUAUUAUGAAGAAGAACAGCUCACCAACAAUAAGAGAUAUGGUGGUAAGGUGCAUAGCACAGAUGGUAAAUUCACAGGCACCAAAUAUUAAAUCAGGAUGGAAAAACAUCUUUUCAGUAUUCCAUUUGGCAGCAAGUGAUCAAGAUGAAGCAAUUGUAGACUUAGCAUUCCAAACCACAGGUAAGAUUAUAACAGAACUGUAUGAAAAACAAUUUUCUGCAAUGAUAGAUUCAUUCCAAGAUGCAGUGAAAUGUUUAUCUGAAUUUGCCUGUAAUGCCAAAUUCCCUGAUACAUCUAUGGAAGCAAUAAGGUUAGUGAGAUCCUGUGCCACAGCCGUUGGAUCUUCUCCUCAGUUAUUUGCUGAGCAUGCAGGCCUUGAAGGCGAACCGGGCGCACCUGAAGUAGACAGAGUAUGGUUGAGAGGAUGGUUCCCGCUGCUCUUCUCAUUGUCAUGCGUCGUAAGCCGUUGCAAAUUAGACGUUCGCACUCGAGGUCUGACAGUCUUAUUUGAGAUUAUAAAAACCCAUGGUGAUUCAUUCCGUCCGCAUUGGUGGAGAGAUUUAUUCAAUAUUCUCUUUAGGAUAUUUGACAAUAUGAAACUACCUGAGCAUCAGUUGGAAAAGAACGAGUGGAUGACUACAACUUGCAAUCACGCGUUGUACGCAAUCGUUGAUGUCUUCACGCAGUACUUUGACGUUCUUGGUACACUCUUACUCGAACAACUCUAUUCACAGUUACACUGGUGUGUGCAACAAGACAACGAACAACUCGCGAGAUCUGGUACAAAUUGUUUAGAAAAUCUAGUCAUUUCAAAUGGAACAAAAUUCAAUGAUGAUACGUGGAGUAAUACGUGCCAGAUUAUGUUAGACAUAUUUAACAGCACGCUACCAACAACGCUGCUUACUUGGAAACCAGAAGAAAGUGACGACGGGGAAACGCCACACAUACGUCAUGGUAUACUGAAGAAACCCCAAGCAGGGGAUGAUGUUAAAACCUCCAACAGAGUAUUUAACAGUCUUCUAAUAAAAUGUGUGGUACAACUCGAAUUAAUCCAAACCAUCGACAAUAUUGUCUUCUAUCCGGCAACAUCGAGAAAAGAAGACGCUGAAACGUUAGCUUUAGCUGCUGCAGAAUUAACUGGGGGCACACCAGGUACAGAACAAGAAUGUCAACGUGAAGAGCAAGGCAUGUACAGAUUAUUGAGCUCACCUCAUCUGCUGCGACUUGUCGAAUGCUUAAUGUGCAGUCACCGCUUCGCUAAAACAUUCAAUACGAACAACGCCCAAAGAAAUGUUCUAUGGAAAGCCAAUUUUAAAGGAGCAGUGAAACCAAAUAUGCUGAAACAAGAGACGCAAUCUUUAGCUUGUGUUUUGCGAAUCCUAUUCAAAAUGUACAGUGACGAAGCCCGUAGAGAUCACUGGCCUGCAGUACAAAAAAGUUUAAUAAAUAUCUGCUGCGAAGCCUUGGAAUAUUUCGCUGGCGUUACCAAUGAAACCCAUAGAGACGCUUGGACGUCGAUCCUGCUGCUGAUUCUCACGAGAAUACUUAAGAUGCCCGACGAAAGAUUUGCGGCACACGUGUCCAGCUACUACCCCCUGCUGUGUGAGAUCACCUGCUUCGACCUGAAGCCCGAGUUACGCUCCGUACUUCGCCGCGUAUUCAUCCGCAUCGGACCAGUAUUCAACAUCGUCUCCAACACGCAAUAAUGCACUCU
Messenger RNA from Achroia grisella, 5400 nucleotides. RefSeq names its product brefeldin A-inhibited guanine nucleotide-exchange protein 1 (gene Sec71). The transcript is spliced from 3 exons. The record is from RefSeq and is a predicted model, not a curated record. Gene Ontology annotation, biological process: regulation of ARF protein signal transduction. The coding region runs from base 242 to 5392 and encodes 1716 amino acids. Gene Ontology annotation, molecular function: guanyl-nucleotide exchange factor activity. NCBI's taxonomy places the organism in Eukaryota, Metazoa, Arthropoda, Insecta, Lepidoptera, Pyralidae.